Messenger RNA from Acanthosepion pharaonis, 489 nucleotides. The record is from the annotation of a GenBank genome assembly. Lineage: Eukaryota; Metazoa; Mollusca; Cephalopoda; Sepiida; Sepiidae.
AUGCAUGACUCAUCACACACCCUCAUCUCUUCACCAAGCGUUCUUCCCCAGACUCCAAUCCAAAAGUCUUUUCUCAUUCUCUUCUCCGCUAAUGUUCGAACUGACUCCACAACCCAUCCACCUUCAUCUCUCGGCUUCGUUGUCGCUGUCAUCGGCUUCAUGGUAACCACUCUCAUCUUUCCUCGUUUACUGCGCCCAUCUCUUCUACGAAAUCUUCUCCCUGGCACCAGAUCCCUAGUCUCGCAUCGAUCAGCUUACAGCAAACGGUGCGUUGUUGUUCAUGAAGAAGGGAAGACUCAACAGGGAGCUAUGUCUUUAUGUAAUUUUUUUUCUCUACAUUCGACUGCAAGGGACUAUGAAAUUGAGAUGAGGGCAAAGGAGGGCAAAGGACAACAUUCUACAUUACCUUCCCAACACACACACCCUACUCCCUCUUUUCUUGGCGCGUCUGUCUUGAAAUCCAGGCUAAGGGAUGGAUUUGUUGGGUAG